Messenger RNA from Vigna unguiculata (cowpea), 2497 nucleotides. Its product is annotated as protein NUCLEAR FUSION DEFECTIVE 4-like. Lineage: Eukaryota; Viridiplantae; Streptophyta; Magnoliopsida; Fabales; Fabaceae. Gene Ontology annotation, cellular component: membrane. The record is from RefSeq and is a predicted model, not a curated record.
AAAAUCGAUAAGAACCGUGAAAGAACCACUGUAUCAAUCCUAAACCGAACCAGCUGAGAGAAUAUUUAAAUCAUGACUUUCCUCAAAAUAAAUUCAUCAAAAACCUUUCUCCGACACAAAUUGUAUAAAAUAUUAAUUUUUUACCUUUGUAGUGGUGAUGUUUUGGCCCGGUUUUGGUAGUAGACCACAGUGACCAUCACAGAUUUAUCUCGUUCUCUGACUCUCACACUGAUUUAUUCUGACCAUAUGCUUUCUUUUUGGUUCUCCAUUUUGUAAAGGAAAGGCCUUUGGUGUUGUGUUGUGUGUGUGCUGUUGUUAAGCUGAAGUGAGGGAAAUGUUGAGAGUGAAGGGAGGGAAAAGGCCACCUUGGGUGGGACUUGGAGCUGCGGUGUGGGUUCAGAUUUGUUCAGGAAAUGGCUACACUUUCCCUCUCUACUCUCAUUCCUUGAAAUCCGUUUUGGGUUUCAACCAGAGCCAGAUCACUCUGCUUGGUGUUGCCAAUGAUAUUGGUGAGAACGUUGGCAUUCUUCCUGGUCUCGCCUGCAACAAGUUCCCCCCUUGGCUCAUUCUUCUCAUUGGUGCUCUCUUAUCAUUCCUUGGUUUUGGUGUUCUCUGGCUUGCUAUUUCCAAAACAUUUGAUUCCGUUCCUUUCAUUGUGCUAUGGCUUGCACUUGCUGUAGCGACCAACAGCUGUGCAUGGUUAUCUACUGCUAUUCUAGUCACCAACAUGAGAAAUUUCCCUGUCAGUAGAGGCACAGUUGCAGGAGUCCUGAAAGGUUAUUCGGGGCUCAGUGCUGCAGUUUUUACGGAAAUUUACAGCGUGGGUUUUCAUAAUUCUUCACCCAACUUCCUGUUGUUCCUUGCCAUUGGUAUUCCUGCUCUAUGCUUCAGUACCAUGUUUCUUGUUCGGCCUUGCACUCCGGCUUCCGGUGAAGAUUCUUCUGAAAACAUGCAUUUUCUGUUCAUCCAAGGUGCUAGUGUAGCCUUGGGUUUAUACUUACUUGCAACAACAAUACUUGACAACUUUGUCCCCAUGAGCAAUACAGUAUCAUUUGUUAUGUUGGCCGUGAUGAUUCUCCUUCUCCUGGCUCCCCUUGCUAUCCCUAUAAAGAUGACACUGUGUCCCAGAAAAGCAUCUGCAUCAGAAACACCAGAGCAACAUGUUGGAUCUUCCGACUUUCUGGUUCAAGAUGGCAAGGUGGACAACACAGAACCCUUGUUAUCAUCUUCAUCGACCAGUGGCCUUGGAAGUUUUAAUGAUGUGGAUGGUUCAGCUGAGGUGGCCAUGCUUCUUGCUGAGGGUGAGGGGGCAGUGAGGAAGAAGAGAAGGCCCAAGAGAGGGGAAGAUUUUAAGUUUACCGAGGCUCUAGUAAAAGCAGAUUUCUGGCUACUGUUUUUUGUUUACUUUGUUGGGGUUGGAACAGGGGUUACUGUUCUCAAUAAUUUGGCUCAAAUAGGCAUUGCACAAGGUAUGGAAGACACCACUGUUUUGCUGUCAUUGUUCAGCUUUUUCAAUUUUGUGGGUCGGCUAGGUGGAGGAGUUGUUUCAGAACAUUUUGUCAGGACAAAAACGAUUCCAAGGACAAUUUGGAUGACAUGCACGCAGAUAAUUAUGAUGUUCUUGUACCUUCUCUUUGCAUAUGCUAUCAAGGGAACCCUUUAUCCCGCAAUUGCAGUUCUUGGAAUCUGCUAUGGCGUGCAAUUCUCCAUAGUGAUUCCCACUGUUUCGGAGCUAUUUGGUUUGAAACACUUCGGUUUGUUGAGCAAUUUCAUGGGCUUAGGGAAUCCACUUGGUGCAUUACUUUUCUCGGCUCUUCUAGCAGGACACGUGUAUGAUAACGAGGCAGCAAAACAACAUGGCGAAGGCCUCAUUGGUUCAGGUGUCGCAUGUAUUGGUCCAAGUUGUUUUCAGCUAACCUUUUUCACUCUGGCUGGUGUGUGUGUUGCGGGUACUCUCUCCAGCAUUAUCUUGACUUUAAGAAUUAAGCCCGUUUACCAAAUGCUUUAUUCUGGGGGUUCGUUUAAGCUACCUCAGACUUCAGGCCACUAAAAGUACUCAACUUCAAUAACAGAUACAGCACCCCACACAGUUUAUUUUAUAGACAAACCUGUGUAGCUGCUUUUUUCCUGGUCUGCCAUUACAUUCUCAACAAUGCUGAUAAACAAUCUAAGACAUCAGGCAAGAGAUGUUGGUUUCAAACGUGUGAACAUGUUGGGAUAUGACUCUGACCACUGAGAAUUUUCAUAAAGUGAAGGAUAUGUGUGAUAACGUUAUCUGUAGGGUAAUUAAUCUGUCAUAUAUGCUUGGAACAAUCGUUUAUUUCAAUAUAUGUGAUGAUAACUAUACAACGAAUGAGCUUAAUUUGUGUCAGUUGUUAUUAAAUGUAAGUUUUUAGGUUUAGUUUGGUGCCGCCUGAAAGUGAUAUCUGGACUUUAGCUUUAAUUGCUUUGAAUGAGAAUAGCUACCAGGAAAUAAAUUAAUUACUUUCCGGAGAUA